GGGCCUCUGACGUGGACGGACAGCCGCAUGUGUGCGCCCAAGGUAGCCAAGUCCCAGAAUGUCGAGCUUCGGCUGGACUUCUCGGCCUCGCGCAACAUCUCUGUCUUCCAGGACAUCAAGGACGACUACGCCCACGACGGCAAAGACGUCCACAUCAGUGGCGAUGUGAUUAUCCGGCGCUCGGGUGCUGGGACCCCUGGGCCGUCGAUCAAGGUGCAGACUAUAGUCAACGACCGCAGUCUCAAACUCGAGCUCGACUGGGACGACGACGAGCAACGGCUGAAGAUCUGGACGCCGCGCUCUAUCUCAUGGAGUGACAGCCUCUCGUCACCCUGUGCGGUAGUCCAGGCGACCAUUUGGGUGCCAGCAGACAGCAUCCUCGACAAGCUCAGCGUCGAGACCGUCCACCUCGGCGUCAAGCUGCUAGACAACCUGUCGCUGCAGCUGCGAGGCUCUACCCGGCUGGCCAGCACGGUUGGUUCCGUCGUCGCCGCCACAGACGGCGUGAAGGACAAGGCUGACCUCAUGCAUAAUGCGCCGCCUACCACCUUCAACCUGGACACGCGCAACGUCGAGAUCAAGACCAUCUCAGGUAACAUCAUGGGCUCCUGGCCGCUGUAUGACUAUCUCGGCCUCGAGACCAUCUCCGGCUCGAUCCACGCGGGCGUCCGGCCCAAGGACGCGCUUAAGGACAGACCCCGCCCCGCAAUUUUGUAUGCGAAGUCCAUCUCGGGUAACAUUGAGGUGUACGAGCCCAUCACCGAGGCCACCGCCACCCGGGCCCUGCAGGAGAAAGGAGCCAGUAUUGCCAGCGGGCCAGAGGACCUUAUCCCGCCGCGAUCCUACGGCGUUGACCUGCAGAGCAUGUCAGGCACGGUGAAAGCCAGCGUGGCGUUUGGCACUUCGUUUAAGACGCACACCACCUCGGGCAAGAUGGACCUGACCUUGCUGCCGGUCUUGGACCAGACACAAGCCCUCGACACAUCGUCUACGAGUGGUGACACGACGGUUGGCGUGCUCGAGCAGCCCGGCCAACCCAUCCUUCCAACCGGUGCCGCUCAUAUGAACUCGCCACCCCUCCGUGUACUCUCUGGCAAACAUACAGCCACCAGUGCCCGGAUCCGUGUGACCUACCCAUCAUCCUGGGAAGGGUUCAUCGACGCCGACACCCUGUCCGGCAAGAUCAACGUCGGAGGCGAAGGGGUCGAGAUCAUCCGCCGGCGGGAAGAUGGGUUCCCUGGUAUCAAGAAAGCUGUGCUGGCACACAAGGGGAGUAUCGAGAAGGGAGGGGGUAUUAAGGCGCAUACUACAAGUGGGGACAUCCGCGUGGCGAUUGGGUCGUUGUGAGCGUAGUGACUCGGAAGGGAAAAGCAGACAGACGAUAAGCGUUUGAUGAAAAGGAAAUUCCUGAAACUUUGCUGAGAGGUUUAUUGAUGAUCUCGGAAGCUUGAAGCAUGGGGCCAAAUACUGUGAACGUUUUCUUCAAGAGAAAUACAUCAGAGGUGGAAUUUCAAGGUUGCCGGUUGUUGGGGGUAAACAAAUUCACCGGCGUUAAUUCCUUAUACAAAGGGAGAAGGCAGUUUCUACAUGAGCAUUAGUACCAUCCAUACGAGGUAUUUGUCCAGGAGUUUCUACUUUGGAUUAGGAAAGAAUAUAUGACUAAUUAAUC
Messenger RNA from Cryphonectria parasitica EP155, 1669 nucleotides. RefSeq lists its product as uncharacterized. The record is from RefSeq and is a predicted model, not a curated record. The coding region runs from base 28 to 1347 and encodes 439 amino acids. The transcript is spliced from 3 exons. Lineage: Eukaryota; Fungi; Ascomycota; Sordariomycetes; Diaporthales; Cryphonectriaceae.